Molecule: messenger RNA, 738 nt
Organism: Monodelphis domestica (gray short-tailed opossum)
Lineage: Eukaryota; Metazoa; Chordata; Mammalia; Didelphimorphia; Didelphidae
Product: leukocyte immunoglobulin-like receptor subfamily A member 6
Biological process (GO): immune response-regulating signaling pathway
Cellular component (GO): plasma membrane
Source: RefSeq, a predicted model, not a curated record
AUGGACACAUCCUGUGCCUCAGACCAGCUUCUGGUCAACUGUCAGUUCCCUCUCCCAUCAGUCACUGGGACCACCAUGACCCCCACCCUCUUCUCCCUGCUGUACCUUGGGCUGUGUCUGGGCCAGAGGAUGAGGACACAGGCAGCAGACAGAUUCCCCAGACCCUCCCUCAGGGCAGAAGAUGGCUCUUUGGUGCCCCAAGGGAGAACUGUGACCCUCAGGUGCAGGGGGUCACAGGAGGCUGAUCUGUACCGCCUGGAGCAAAAGCUAGGAAAUGGAAUGUCUGACAUCACAGAUAUGAGCACAGUUGGAAUUGAGGUCAACUUUUCCCUUCCUUUUGUGACCUGGAACCAUGCAGGGACCUACUACUGCCACUACAGACACUCACUGGGCUGGUCAGAGCCCAGUGAGCCCCUGCAGCUGGUGGUGACAGGCCUUUAUGAAGAACCUUCCCUGGCAGCCUUGCCCAGCUCUGAGGUGGCCUCAGGGCAGAAUGUGACUCUGCAGUGUCAGACACGGGGAUGGCAUGACUGGUUUGUCCUGUACAAAGAUGGAGAAGAGAUCACCCGGGGGAUGACCCAGAGUCAUGGAAGGGGGCGUCACUUUGAGUUCUAUUUCCAUGCUGUGACUUCUAGCCAGAAUGGCACUUACCGAUGCUACAGCUUUCAAAGUUCUUUCCCUAAUCAGUGGUCAUCCCCCAGUGCCCCCCUGGUGCUCAGGGUCUCAGGUCAGAACUGA